Etheostoma spectabile (orangethroat darter) is the source of this 1474-nucleotide messenger RNA. It is a transcript of the gene vegfab, whose product is annotated as vascular endothelial growth factor Ab. The record is from RefSeq and is a predicted model, not a curated record. Bases 639 to 1283 code for a protein of 214 amino acids. Gene Ontology annotation, cellular component: membrane. The transcript is spliced from 8 exons. Gene Ontology annotation, molecular function: growth factor activity; chemoattractant activity; heparin binding. NCBI's taxonomy places the organism in Eukaryota, Metazoa, Chordata, Actinopteri, Perciformes, Percidae. Gene Ontology annotation, biological process: positive regulation of endothelial cell proliferation; response to hypoxia; vascular endothelial growth factor receptor signaling pathway.
UUCUAAUGAUCGACCAAUCGUCCACGUCCAGUCUACUCGCCACACUCACAGCCACAGUAGCAGAGAGACCGUGUGUCGGACGCGUCUGUCUUAACGCAGAGAGCUGACCUGCUUAAAACGCAGUGACAGAGGAGUAAAAAAAACAACCAAAAAACAGUGCAAAUAGAUAAUGUUUUGUGGGACGAGUAUCUCUCAACGCGGUUUUCUUUUUCACUGAACGUCAUCCUGGUCCAUAGGUUCAAGUAGCACACAGGAGUAGGCUACAAGUUUCCGAUGGACAGAUACUUGGAAACGGCUGGCGCAACAAGCAUGGGAUUAUUUUUGUAAUGUGGAUUGCUAUUCCCUUGCAAGAAAAUAAAGGUCUGCUGAGGAACAAUGUGAGACGUUUUGCGUCUUGGAUUCUCGUGUUUCUGGAUAUCUUGAAAAUCAUUGGCAAUAGUUGAGAAGGCAGAAGUUAUGCGCAAAGGAUUGUACGCUCCGACCCCGGGACCAACAUGGAUUUGCCAUUACAACCCCCUGCCCCUUAUUUAGACAGAUUUUAGCCGGUCCACUUGUGUUGUUGUUGUUGUUGUACUUGUUGUAAACUUCACGUUUGGAUUUUAAAACGUUGACUGCCUUUGGAUUGGAUUUCCAACACCAUGAACUUUAUUGACAGUUUGACACUAUUAUUUUUGACGCUGUCAGCUGUCAAGAGCGCCCACAUACCGAAGGCCACAGAAAGAGGUCCACAUGACGUGAUCCCUUUAAUGGAGGUGUACAACAAGAGUUUGUGUCAGCCUCGGGAGCUGCUGGUGGAGAUUCUGCAAGAGUAUCCGGAGGAGGUGGAGCACAUCUUCAUCCCGUCCUGCGUGGUGUUGACGCGCUGCGCCGGCUGCUGCAACGAUGAGACGCUGCAGUGCAUGCCCACAUCCAGCUAUAACAUUACAAUGGAGAUUAAAAGAAUAAAACCCCAAAGGCAACAAAAUGAUAUUUUCAUGAGUUUUACAGAACACAGCGCAUGUGAGUGUAGGUUAAAGGAAGAAAUUAAAGACCACAGAGAAAAAAAAUCCCGGAAAGGAAAGGGUAAAGGCCAAAAGAGAAAACAAAAGAAAAACCGCGACAAAACAAUUCACGAUGCUGUUUGUGAGCCAUGUUGUGAUCACUGCUCAGAAAGGAGGAAGCGCUUGUUCGUGCAGGAUCCUGCAACCUGCCGAUGCUCCUGCAAACACACAGACGAAUACUGUAAAGACCGCCAGCUAGAGCUCAACGAGAGGACCUGCAAAUGUGACAAGCCAAGGAGAUGAGAGAGGUGGCAGCACCAGAUGUACAAGAUGAAGGAAUAUUCUAGAGAUAUUUCACAGCACAGCACUUUGACCUUUGAACCGUAAGCUCUUCUUUUCUCUGGAAAGCAUUCCCUUUGAGAGAGAACACUAAGAAAGACUGAACUGAAGUUUCCUCCCACUGUAUAUCUGUGUGUAUAUAGACCAUGAUAAAA